GGGAAACGGAUGGAGGCUUUGAACCCUGGCAGAGUUCUCUGAGGAAAAGCAAGGUGCACCUCCGCCCCCUCCGCCCCCUCUUUCGACCGGCGGCUCCACCCCUUCAGCUGGUGACUGCUUUGCACCCGCCGCGCACCAAAAAACCGAGAAAACGCGCGGCCGCCGCUGAAGCUCCGCGGCAGACCGGGCAGGUCGACCGCGGCGACGAUGUAGGUGACUUUGGGCCCCUGGUGCCCGUGUCGGUGCCCGUGAUCUGUGAGCCGUCGGACGCUGUGUCGGAGUGCAGUUCGCUGGGGCUUCCUGCCUCAUUGAACGAAGAAUUGCAGCAAGGAAACGCUCAAGACCCAGCUGACCCCAACAGUAACGGUGCGAUGAACGUGCCUGAAAGCAUCAGGACGUCCAAGAGCAAGGACUUGGUCCACUGGGCCGCCACGUGGCCUCUCAACGUGCCGCCCUCUGAUGUUUCAGCGUCAUUGAGCAGCUACUCAGGAGGUCCUUCGCAGGAGAAACCGCGGUCACCUGAGGACGCCGGAGACCAUAGAUAUUCCGUCUCUGCACGACGUCUCUCCGAACGACGGAGGAGUUGGUUGAAGGCCAGCGAGGCCAGUAAAGGCAAGAACCCAGGGUUUGUGAGCCAACGCAACCAGCUUCGAGAGAUGGUCUCCACCAUGAUGAAAACGAUGACGCAGACCUUUGAUCGUUCCGUGUGGCACGCGUGCGAUGUACUGCAUCCAGAUGAGGAGAUCGAACAGGCCCACGCACGUCAACAGAAGGUCCUGGAAGAUCAGAUUGAUCAGUUCAAAGGUCUAAAGCCUGCAAUCAAGGGCCGGCGCAAGUCACAACGUCGGGAAUCGACGCGCAGAUCCUUUGGAAUCACGGCGGGCAGCAGCAUGACCAGGGUUACUCCACCACUUGCCAUCGCGGUCGAAAAACCGGACGAGAAAGUGUUGGCGCAUUUGGCCAAGCAGACGGGUUGGUCCGUCUUGGAUGUCGAGGAGGUUUGGGAAGUCUUUUCCUCGCACGCACCGACUGGUCGCAUCGGCGUGCAAUCGCAGGAUUUCACCCUCUUGGUGCAGGAAAUUUACGAUGGAGUGACAGACGAAGAGAUCAUGCUCUUGCAACAACACAUGAGGGCCGUGCGGACACGGAAUAAAGCCCGCUCACGGAUGAUGCGACGGGCCUUGACUGGAGGUUUAGAGGCAACAACAGACAAGUCGGAAAUACGUUUCAGCGAGUUCUAUGUGGCCCUGGUGAAAUGGCUCACUCUGCAGGAGGCUCGCGUGGAGGCUGCGAGGAUGAUGUUCCAUGAACGCAAGAGCCGCUGCUCCUUGAAACGCUUUGCCUAUCAAGAGACCUUCACCGUGGAGUCCCGUGAGCCCUACGGAGGCCUCUUCGGCGUGACGCAGGCCUUGAUGGCACAGCAGGCGCAACGCAAGGCCAGCGAUGGAAGUCAAACCGUUUCCGACAGCAGCGAUGACGCGGAAGAUGAUGAGAAAGAGGCUGAGGAGCAACACCUGCUGAUGGUGCCUGAUUGCUAUUUCCAGCUCACGAGUCCCAGAUCUUCUGCUGGCUCCAUAAGUCGGCUCCUUUGACGGCAUCACCCCUUAAAGGGGCCAGGUGCGUGCAACGUGGCGCAGCAGUGCGGCAGACUGAGCCAG
Molecule: messenger RNA, 1658 nt
Organism: Cladocopium goreaui
Lineage: Eukaryota; Dinophyceae; Suessiales; Symbiodiniaceae
Source: the annotation of a GenBank genome assembly